AUGGCGCACAAGACAGCUGAAUUUGAUCAAAUGGUGGAGAGACUCAUGGAGGAGUGGCAUGUACCGGGCCUUUCCAUUGCAGUUGUCCAAGGCGACCAUAUCGACGCAAAGGCCUAUGGCUACGCCAAACUUCCUAGUGAGAAAUGCACCACAGAAACCAUCUUCGACUUGGCGAGCGUUUCCAAGUGCACCACAGCAGCCGCGGCCGCCCUCCUCGUCGAAGACACCAACUACCCAGACAUGCAAUGGCAGACCCCAGUCUCCAAGCUCAUCCCCUCGGACUUCGUCUUACCCACCCAGUCCCUCACCGACCAGGUGACCCUCGAGGACAUCCUCAGCCACCGCUCUGGAAUUCCGACGCACGACGAGUCCUACCUGGGCGUGACAGCCGCCCACCCGGACGACGCCCGCUCCCUGACCCGCAACCUGCGCAACCUCCCCUUCACCGCAGCCCUGCGCACAAAGAUGCAGUACUCCAACAUCAUGUUCAGCGUCGCCACCCACCUCGUCGAGUCCCUGUCCAAGGAGGACUACACGUCGUUCCUGCACUCCCGCAUCUGGGAGCCCCUGGCCAUGAACAACACCUUCCAGGACCGGCCCGACGUGCCGCCCUCGGCGCACGAGGCCCAGGGCUACCGGUGGGACGAGGGCACCAACGCUUACGUCCCCGUCCCCAUCGUCGCGUCCCCGGAGGGCCGCGGCGCGGGGUGCGUCCUCACCUCCGCGGGCGACUAUGCAAAGUUCGUGCGCUCCCUGAUCAAGCGGGCGGCGCCGCUGUCUGCCGAGUCGCACAAGGCGCUCGUUGAGCCGCGGAGUAUCGAGGUGAACGACGAGGCGCUGCCGGGUUAUUCGGAUGUGUCGCUGUACGCCCUGGGGCUGUAUCGGGAUACGUAUCGCGGGAGGACGCUCAUCACGCAUGACGGGGCGGUGCCGGGGUUUAAGGCGGCCAUGGCGUUCUUGCCGGCGAAGGAGUGGGGGGUGGUCAUUUGUACGAAUUCGAAUUCGGGGGCGUAUGUGAAGGGGAUUUUGGAGCAUUGGCUUAUGGAUGAGGUGUUGGGGGUGAGGGAUGAGGAACGAGUAGAUUGGGAGAAGGUGUUUAGGGAUAGGAGGGCUAAAUAUUUGGAAUCAGUCAAGAAGGAGAAGGAGAAGCCUGAGUACAAGGUGCCCGAGGAUCCGGAGCCGUUGGGGGUGGCGGUCGAAGGGCUGGUGGGGAGGUACUUCAACAAAGGGUACAAGGAAAUUCGGUUGGAGAUGAGGGAGGGGAAGGUGGUCGCGGACUGCUCUGACCGAUGCUUUCCGUUUGUGAUUACCUUUGAGCACCUUUCGGGGAGAAGGUUCGUGGCUGAUAUGCACGACGUGUGGGACAACUAUGACUUCAAGAAGAAGGCCGAGGUGAAGGUGGAUGAGGAGGGUAAGGUUAUAGCUGUUGGUGUUGAUUUUGAGGACGACAUGGAGGAUUUGAUUUGGUUUGAGAAAAUCGAGGCCUAG
Diaporthe citri is the source of this 1488-nucleotide messenger RNA. RefSeq lists its product as uncharacterized. NCBI's taxonomy places the organism in Eukaryota, Fungi, Ascomycota, Sordariomycetes, Diaporthales, Diaporthaceae. The transcript is spliced from 2 exons. The record is from RefSeq and is a predicted model, not a curated record. Bases 1 to 1488 code for a protein of 495 amino acids.